Molecule: messenger RNA, 2485 nt
Organism: Macrobrachium nipponense
Lineage: Eukaryota; Metazoa; Arthropoda; Malacostraca; Decapoda; Palaemonidae
Exons: 6
Coding region: 469-912 (147 amino acids)
Source: RefSeq, a predicted model, not a curated record
GCAAGCAAGCGGAACACUUCUUGUGCGUACUCGUGAGCGGAUUCUCCGGCUGUGAAGGCGUACUCGGUGUUCAAAAAGGUUGAGUAUGUUGGCUUCGAGACGGCGGUGAAGAGGCAGUUACGGAAACAACCUAUUCAGCAUCAGUAGAAAAUUCACUCCCGCUCAAACAAUGACGGCCUGGAGGGUCUGUUUGUUAUUAAUGACGAUCACAGCUUUUUUGGUCAUUCUGUCACCGAGUCUUAUACACGGAGCAGAGAGAUCAGUGCAUUUCGUGGAAUCUAAUUACUUUGAUUUCUUCCUGGCACCAAGCAUGACCUUUGACCGAGGAGUGCAAAAUUUAUUCUCCCACAACUGGACAAUUGCAGCUGCCGGUCAAGUUGCGUCACCUUAGGGGAUGGAUGCAAGGCCUGGUCAACUGUUUCUUUGAAGAAUGGGUUGACUGAAUGCCGAAUUGCUGACGAAGGACCCAUGACACUUGUGCCGUACAAAAACGAAAACUCCUCAUACUUCUUCAAGAAAUCAAGUGUACCAGGAACAUACAAUUGGGAAGCAGACAACCUUCUGUACGUCGCAUUAACUGAGCCUAUGACUACCAACAUUGCAAGGACCAACUGUUUAAAAAUUCCUGGCCACAGGCUGAUCAUCGUUAAAUCAAAAGAAACCUAUGACCACUUCCUUGCCCGAGCAGUAGGUAAUACCAAACCUUAUUGGACUAUGGACCUCAUAAAAAAGACACAUCCAGAUGAUCUCGUUUGGGGAGAUGGAACCGUCCCCAACCGGACAAUCGUAACUAUAGACGUCAGCAAUAGUGGUGAACAUUUUUUUGCAUUGUACAGCAAUCACAUUGAAGAUGUAAAAGAAAAUCCCUAUCGAGUGCUUUGCCAAGCAAACCCGCUUGGAGUCGAGUGGUAGAGGUCAGUCAUCAGUUUAAAUAUGCUCUAAAAAAUGGAAAACCAAAGAAAGUUACAUGGCCAGUUACUUGAGAAACAAAGCAAGUAUAUAACCGAUUUGGAAACUCAGAAUUGGAAUAAUUGUUAAAAUAUUCAAUAGUCUUCAGCCCUUUCGCUCUGAGGUUAUAGCAGUUAUUUAGUUAAAAAGCACAAAAACAGGAAAUGAAACUCAAACAUUCAUAUUUUGAUGACUAAUGCAUGGUGAUAAUUGAUAGUUUUCUAUCCAGAAUGAGACCCGGAUGUAUAAACGGAAGUCGGCCAUGCUUUAGGUCAACAGCGCUGAGCAAAAGCGACUCACGCAAUCAUGAUAAGAACGAUUUUUCGGAAAUUUGCAAUGAUAUUGUACCUAUCAAUCCUUUAAAUAUGGCAAACACUUGCAGUGUGUUUGGAUGCCACAAAAACUCAAACAGAGACGGCAAAUCGUAUUACUCAGUCCUCGCUGUUGUGAGAAAUCAAGGCGAUGUAACUCAAAAGAUGAGUGAAAGGAGCAGAGCACUGCGGAUGUCCAGGAUAAACAGGGCUCAUUUUCAGCCGUCAAGUUAUACGGAAAUCUUCUCUCAUCACUUCAUAAGUGAUGAGUGCUAUCAACGUUUAGUGUAAUUAAUGAUAUUGGCGAAUAAUUAAAGAUUCCUAAGGCAUAAAUUUCACAAAGAAAUUCAUUAACGGCCACUGCGUUCUCUGUCAAACGACAGAUGAUUUAGAGCCGCUAGGAAGUUAUUUUGGUCAAAUCUUUAAAAUUUGAAUUAGUGCGUAGAGAAUUACGCAUUUGUUAAAAUUAAUAUUAAUCAUCAAGUGUUAAAAACGGCUAGUGUUGUCGAAAAUUUCCCCCCGACUGGGUAGGUUCUAUGUCCCUAGAUGGGGUGGGACUAUGAUGAUCUGGCCUGAAAUCAUAAACCAGGUAAAUUUAACAAAAUACAUGAACUGAAAGGCGAACUCGCGCCAAAGGACAACUUACAAAAAGAAAUCAACUUUAAAACAAUUGACAACGAGGACCCAAAUGCACACAUGGAUAAGAAAUUUAAGUUUCAAAAAACCGUGGAAAAAUCCCAUGACAUCAGUCUAAAAGUGUCACUGUGUCGCUCACAAAAAACCCUUAUUUGUGAAAUAUUUCACCUAUUCGAUGACCUCAGUAUCGACAUUCACAUGAACUGCAAUAUUUCACAUGUCCAAAAUCGCAAUCACCACUUAAAUAUAUGGAGGGAUGUUUAUUAAAUCGCAUCUCAAAGUGUAACAAAGACAACUAUCCCUUUGUUGUUUACAAGUUUCAGUUUAUUUGUAUAUAUCUUUCUCGCACUGCAGGCUCCAGAGAUUCAUUGUGAUAAAUCUUCUGUCUGUGAAUUGUCCUUGGUUGCCAUGUUUCGUGAAUGGUUCAGAAUUCCUUAGAAUAUCAUCGAAAUUUGAUAUUUCCUUUGUUCACAAUGCUUGACCUAAAAGAUGGCGGCGGCUUAUGAGGUGCUCGUCUGCUGUGACGUCAUAGCAAAACUAUCUGCACUUUAGUCAAUGUUAAAUUAAUGUUAAUAAACAGCCAUGAAUCA